Hydra vulgaris (swiftwater hydra) is the source of this 1538-nucleotide messenger RNA. RefSeq names its product malonyl-CoA decarboxylase, mitochondrial. Gene Ontology annotation, molecular function: malonyl-CoA decarboxylase activity. The record is from RefSeq and is a predicted model, not a curated record. Lineage: Eukaryota; Metazoa; Cnidaria; Hydrozoa; Anthoathecata; Hydridae. Gene Ontology annotation, biological process: fatty acid biosynthetic process; acetyl-CoA biosynthetic process; malonyl-CoA catabolic process. Gene Ontology annotation, cellular component: peroxisomal matrix; mitochondrial matrix.
UUAUUUUUAUAUUUUAGAAGUUCUGUAUAAAAUAUGUCAAUUUUAAAAAAUUAACAAAAAUGCUUCGAGGCUUACUCAAUGUACGUAAUUAUCUCAAAUCUUUUCGAUUGGUGAAAAAUGGUUUAAAGAGAAACAGUAACUGGGUAUCUCUUUUGCUAAAUAAAGAGAGCAGCCAUGAGUUAAAAAUAAAAUUCUCAACAGCAUUGUCUUCAAAACGAAGUCAUGAAAGUGGUGAUUUAAUUCCUUAUUAUUUUGCAAAAGAUCUGGUUUCAUUUUAUAAUGCAUUACCAAAUGCGAAUAGCAAAGUUGAGUUAUUUCAAGCAUUGUCUACUAAUCUUGGUAUUGAUACUGAACAAGUGGAAACCAGUCUUGUUAAGUUACAUAAGAGCAUAACAGAAAAAUCAACAUUAGUUAAUCGAAAUCAAGAGGAGCUUUUAUUGAGCUUAAUUCCAACAUAUAAACAUCUUUUUGAUGAUAUCAGCAGGUUAUCUGAAGGUGUUGGAUUUCUUGUCAACAUGCGAAAAGACUUAAGACAUUUGUUUAAAUCAAAUUUGCUUGAUCGCAACAGUCCUAAUCUGCGUGUCUUUGACAAUUUUCUAAAAAAACAUCUUGCUGAAUGGUUUGCAGAUGGUUUUAUGGAUUUACAGCCUAUUACUUGGAAUUCGACCAGUGCUGGAUUUAUUGAAAAGUUAAUGAAGUCUGAAGCUGUUCAUCCUAUUAAUUCUUGGAGUGAAAUGAAGCAACGUAUGGGUAAUAGAAGAAGGGUUUUUGCGUUUACUCAUCGUAUGAUUCCUGAUGAACCCCUGGUUGUUUUGCAUGCACUCCUCGGUGAUAAUAUACCCAGUAAUAUAAAUUCUGUUUUGCAAACAGAUAAUUAUCCAAUGGAAAAAGAUUUGGUCAAAACAGCCACAUUUUACUCAAUAUCAGCAAUACAUAGAGGAUUGGAUGGAAUUGGUUUAGGAAAUCUUCUUAUUAAAAAAGUAGUACACGAACUUAAGAGAGAGUUUCCAACUCUUGAUACAUUUGUAACUUUAUCUCCUGUACCAAAUUUCAGGAAAUGGCUUGACCAUCAUUUAAACAUUGUUGUAUCAGGGGAACCAAUUCCUCAAACAUUUAUUGGUUUUGACAUGCAGACUUGUUGUGAUAUUAAGAAUAUGCUUUCAACUGAAAACUGGCAUUUAAAUGACGAUUUGUGUAGUAAACUAGAGCUUCCCAUGAAAAAGCUUUGUGCUAGAUAUUUGUCUAGAGAAAAAAGAAGAGGUUUAGCCUUCGACCCUGUUGCUCACUUUCAUCUUCGUAAUGGUGCAAUAUUAUGGCGUUUGAAUUGGCUUGGUAACCCAAACCAAAUGGGCAUGGAUUUAUCUUAUGGGCUUAUGGUUAACUACAAGUAUAACUUGACUGAUAUCGAGGCAAAUAAUUAUGAAUAUUUGGUCCACAGUAAAGUCGCUACCUCCGCUGAUGUUCAAGUCACUGCUGAUAGUUAAAAACUAAUCUAAAUAUUUUUGGAAUCUAAAAAUUCUAAUAUUGUUUUUUUAUAA